UUAAGUCAAAACGUUUUUAUAUAAGUUUUACUUAAAUAAUAGGUGUGUACUUUCACAGAUAAGCCAUGAAAUGAGAGAGAGAGAGUGCUGUCAGGUUCAGGCGCCAUGCUGGUGAUUGACAGAUUAUGACACAGGCUUACGUUGUCUUCGGUCGUCAUUGGUACAUCCGGGAGUUUGGAGUUUGAUUGACAGUUUCCAUAGUAACCUCCCAGGCCGUCGCCAUUUUGUCGGCAGGGUUUUUUUUUUUUUUUUUUUUUUUUUUUUUUUUAAGAACCUUUCAAAUGUUUUUGCUUCCCGCCGGAAUAAUAACGCCGCCGCCGUCGUCGCCUGAUCCGGAGUGACAGCUCGGCGCGGAGGAAAAAUUCUUCAGGGCGUUGUAGAGCAGGACUUUCUCAGAGCCGGCGUUCGGACAUGUUCGCGUUUUGAUUAGGCGGCAGCUCACGGAGCUCUCCUUGGGCUAGCCGUGUCUGGGGGGUCUACCGGGCCGGUCCGCUGCGCUGCGCAGGUUUGGAGCGCGCGCCAUUUUGUGGAAAUUUUACAGCGAAAAAGUGCAUUCUGGAGCAAGAAAAAAAAAGGGGGAGCACGGAUAGUAAGUGUGUACACCGCGGAGCAGGCCGUACCGCUGCGAACAACGCAACUGCUCCUUCCCUCCAGACGCUUAGAAUCAGUUCGGCGCCGUAAACCAGAGGAAACGGUCUCACUUUUGAACGAAAAGCUAGCAGCGGAAACCAGAGCGGCUAGCAUUCUAUGCUAGCCAUCUUCGGUCAAGUCAACGCUAGUUGACGACAGCUGGCUAGCGCUUAGUGCACCGUCUUACAACCGUGUGUGUAUGUGUGUGUUUGAUCUGCUAUGGCUGGUUUAACAAACAGCAGGACAUUAGGACGGGUUUGCAGCUUGACGCCUGUCAGUUAGCUUUGCUAGUUGCUCCGUGUGUGUGUGUAUAUGCAUGCCUGCAUGAGUGUGUAUUAGAGUGCCUCAGUCAUUGAACGCGUAGUAACCAACGUUACAGAAGCUGGAUCAUUGGCUUUACCUUUCCGGAUCUGGGCCUUUAAAUGAAGAUCACAUCACUAAAGGGGGAGAGACCUCAGCAUGCCAACCCUGGUCUGGCCGGCUUGCACGCUCUUUUUCUUUCAAUGCUGCUGGGUUUCACAUGGCUGCUCCGAUGCCUCAUUCACACCCGCAGCACACUGACUGUCACCAGCAGAGUACAGAGCAGUCUGGCACUGUACUACCAUACAGUGACCAGACACAUGCGCUCACUGCCAUUCAGAGGCACAUGCCCCAGUGUUUUCGUGAGCCAACCGCAGCUCCUUUGAGGAAGCUCUCUGUUGACUUAAUUAAAACCUACAAACACAUUAAUGAGGUCUAUUAUGCAAAAAAGAAACGACGGCAUCAACAGGGUCAUUGUGAGGACUCCAGCCAUAAGAAAGAGAAGAAAGUCUUCAAUGAUGGCUAUGACGACGACAACUUUGAUUACAUCGUCAAAAAUGGAGAGAAGUGGAUGGACCGUUAUGAAAUCGACUCUUUAAUAGGAAAGGGUUCAUUUGGGCAGGUUGUUAAGGCUUACGACCGUGCUGAGCAGGAAUGGGUAGCAAUCAAAAUCAUCAAAAACAAGAAGGCUUUUCUGAAUCAAGCUCAGAUUGAAGUGCGGCUGCUGGAGCUCAUGAACAAACAUGACACUGAAAUGAAAUAUUACAUAGUUCAUCUGAAGCGCCACUUCAUGUUUCGGAAUCACCUUUGCUUAGUGUUUGAAAUGUUGUCAUACAACCUGUAUGACUUGUUACGAAACACAAACUUCAGAGGGGUUUCCUUAAACCUGACACGGAAAUUUGCUCAGCAGCUGUGCACUGCACUGCUGUUUCUCGCCACUCCUGAACUCAGCAUCAUCCACUGUGACCUCAAGCCAGAGAACAUCCUACUAUGUAACCCCAAGAGAAGCGCUAUUAAAAUCGUUGACUUUGGAAGCUCCUGCCAACUGGGACAGAGGAUAUACCAGUACAUCCAGAGUCGAUUCUAUCGCUCCCCUGAGGUGCUGUUAGGAAUGCCAUAUGAUUUGACAAUAGACAUGUGGUCAUUGGGGUGUAUACUGGUGGAGAUGCAUACAGGAGAGCCUCUGUUUAGUGGCGCCAAUGAGGUGGACCAAAUGAACAAAAUAGUUGAAGUCCUUGGAAUCCCACCCAGUCACAUAAUGGACCUAGCACCAAAAGCCAGAAAGUUUUUUGAGAAGUUGUCAGAUGGGACGUGGAGUAUUAAGAAGACCAAAGAUGGAAAAAGGUACAAACCACCCGCUUCUCGUAAACUCCAUACCAUUUUGGGUGUGGAGGCCGGUGGACCUGGCGGGCGAAGAGCCGGCGAAUCUGGCCACGCAGUGGCUGACUACUUGAAGUUCAAGGACCUUGUGCUCAGAAUGCUGGACUACGAUCCCAAGACUCGAAUCCAGCCUUAUUAUGCGCUUCAGCACAGCUUCUUUAAGAAGACUGCUGAUGAGGGAACGAACACAAGCAGCAGUGUUUCAACAAGUCCUGCACUUGAGCAUUCGCAGUCCUCAGGGACCACUUCUAGUACAUCCUCCAGCUCAGGAGGAUCGUCUGGAACGAGCACCAGUGGCAGAGCGAGAUCUGAUCCCACUCACCAUCAUCGACACAGUGGAGGGCACGUUGGCACAGUGAUGCCAAGCAUAGACUGUGACAACCUUCGCCCUCAGAAAAGACAGCCUCACCAUCCUCCUGUAGUAUGGACUGAUAGUGUUGGCCCGGAAGCUGUCAGAGCUGUAGAGACGCAUCCAGUGCAGGAGACCACCUUUCAUGUGCCUCCCCAGCAUCCUAAAGCAUUACACCCUCAUCACCAUCACCACCACCACCAUCAUCACGGACAGGUCAUAACAGCAUUCCCUCGGUCACGGCUCUACAACUCGCCCACCAACAGCGCCUCCACACAGGACUCCAUGGAGGUUGGGCAUGGCCAUCUGUCCAUGACAUCGCUGUCUUCCUCUGCCUCCUCUUCCUCCACCUCUUCCUCUUCCACAGGAAACCAUGGCCACCUGUACCAGUUUCGCCAGGGGCCCACCACAGCCCUGGACUUCAGCCGAAUCGGGAGCAUGGGUUUGGGUGCCUUCUCGAAUCCCCGCCAAGAAACUGGCAUCGCUGGACAUCCACCGUACUCUGUUCCCUCCAACACAGGACCCGGGCACUUCAUAACAGAGGGACAUUUGGGAAUGAGACAAGGCAUUGAUAGAGAUGAGUCUCCGAUGACUGGAGUCUGCGUUCAGCCAAGCUCCAUGGCUAGUUCGUGACUAAUCUGAAAAUGUUUUGUUUUUCUGUAUGUGGUUAUUAUGAAAAAAAAAAUUUUUUUCUAGGUGAUAUUUUCCUUUUCUCCUAUUUUUAAAUGGUGCAUAGAGAACAAAAAGCUGCUCACUUUUUAGGGGAGAUAUCACUGAAACGCUACAACUGAAGAGUAUUUAAAAUAUAUGUAUGUUUUGUUUGGGGUUUUUUUUGUUUUGUUUUUUUCUCUCUCUCCCACUUAACAGACACAUUCGUAAUACUGCAAAAUGACCAUCAUAAGAUUGCAUCUGCCAAUCCACUUACUACACAUAGUACUCAUUUCUCACUCAUUGUUCAUUCAUUUUCUUUUUUUUUUUAAUCUGUUUUAAGUGUUUCAAAGCCAAGAACUGCCACACAGCUAUCUACAUGUAAAGCAAUGCAAAAAAUAACAUCCAUUUACGUUCCAAUGAUGAAACAUUCAGCAUUUUUUUCUUGAUAAUUUAUUUACCCUUUAAAAAAAAAAAAAAGCAACAAAAAAAAAAAAAAAAAAAAACAAAAGAAAAAAAAAAAACCUCUUAAAGGAGUCGUGUGUUUAAAACCUGUAGUGUGUGCAGGAAGAAGUACUCUCAGUGGUCUUUGGUGUUGUCUGUAUUGUGUAACUGUGAGAAGCGUGUGCUCAGACUGUGGGAGCAGACUGAGCUGCAGUAGAGUUCAGGCUGAAACGCGUCUUACUAUGUGUUCCAGUUAUGGAGAAGAUGCACUGAAUGGGGUCAGAUACAGAUAUUAAGGGUUCGAGUUACGAACCCUGUUGGCCUUAUGAUUUUUUUUUUAUUUUUUUUUUUUUUUUUGAACAUUUGAAUGAGAAGAACAUGGACAAUACUGUUCAGAUAAAGAUGGCUUUCCUCUUCUUUUAACAUAAAUGAUAAUUAUUUAGAGGAAUGCUGAGUAGAGUUAAAAAGUAAUCAAAAGGUUAAUAAGAGGCCUUUAUUUAACAAAGGAACUUAAGGGACUCAUAAUUACAGGGUCAAGUGUUUUAAUCGUGACUUUCUCUAAUUCUUUUAAUCUAGGAUUUCACAACGGAGUUAGUCACACACACACACACACACACCCCACCCCUUAUAUGAGAUGCUUGAUUUUAUUUAUUUGUUCCUUUUUUUCUUUUGAGUGUACGCUUUCCAUUGAACACUGUUUCCUCCGAUUUGCUUAUUCACUUUUCAGUACAGAAAUAUUCACCGAAAUUUGUGACUGCCUUUCUCCCCUUAUGAAUUAUGCUGUGAACUUUACACAUUUUUUUAAAUACCAAAGUAAUUGGGUUUUUUUUAUGGUUCUGUAACCAAUAAUGUAGCAGUUCACCACUCCAACACAGUGUUUUAUUAAAUGAUCAGUUUUGUCCAUACCAAAUGUCUAUCAACUAAUUUUGCGAAAUGGAAAUUUUUGCAAAGCUCGGUUGAAUUGUUAUUUGGUGAAACAUCAUGACCCUGUUCUCUUUGUUUUUAAUUUAA
Silurus meridionalis is the source of this 4762-nucleotide messenger RNA. RefSeq names its product dual-specificity tyrosine-(Y)-phosphorylation regulated kinase 1A, b (gene dyrk1ab). The record is from RefSeq and is a predicted model, not a curated record. The coding region runs from base 1151 to 3292 and encodes 713 amino acids. Gene Ontology annotation, molecular function: ATP binding; protein serine/threonine kinase activity; protein serine/threonine/tyrosine kinase activity. The transcript is spliced from 11 exons. Gene Ontology annotation, cellular component: nucleus. Gene Ontology annotation, biological process: positive regulation of DNA-templated transcription; peptidyl-serine phosphorylation; protein autophosphorylation. Lineage: Eukaryota; Metazoa; Chordata; Actinopteri; Siluriformes; Siluridae.